AUGUUGGUGGGGGAAAGGGGAGAUGGCAAGUUUAAAAAGCUGCUGGUGAAUUUGGUUGACUCCAGGCUGCCACAGUCAGGAAAUGAAAAAGUCGAGCUUGCUUUGCUCAGUUUCUUUGAUCAGUUUCGGAAAACAUACAUCGGUGACCAGCUUCACAGAUCCUCAAAGGUUUAUGUCCGAAUAUCUGAAGCUUUGAGUCUAACCGAUGAAACACGUGUUCUUGAAACAUUUGUGGCAAAAGUUGUCAACAAUCUAAAAUGCUGGGGGAGAAGUGAGCUUGUAAUUUCCAGAACACUGCAGUUUCUUAAUGACCUAUCUGUUGGAUACGCCAUCUUGAAGAAGCUGGUAAAGAUUGAUGCAGUUCAAUUCAUGCUUCGGAAUCACGCUUGUGAACACUUUCCUUUCCUGGGCAUCAAUGAACAUUUCCAACUUCAUGAUGCCGUUCUGAGAUGCCGCACGACCUUCUAUACAGCACUGACUCGCCUGCUUCUCAUAGACUUGGGUGAGGAUGAAGAUGAAUUUGAGUUGUUCAUGAUGCCACUAACUACAACAUUUGAAAAUCUGACGCAUCUUUUCAACAGCAAUUUCAAGCAAGACAAGGCCAAGUGCAUGUUGAUUGGCCUGUCACGGGACCUCAGAGGGAUUGCCUUUGCUUUGAAUACAAAAGCCAGCUACACCAUGCUGUUCAACUGGCUAUAUCCAGGAUACAUUUCAAUCCUCCAACGCGCCAUUGAGCUAUGGUACCAUGAGCCGUCUUGUACAACACCUAUCCUAAAAUUAAUGGCUGAGCUUGUUCACAACAGGUCACAGAGGUUGAAUUUUGAAGUAUCAUCGCCAAAUGGAAUUCUUCUGUUCAGAGAGGCCAGCAAAAUGAUUUCCACUUAUGGUAUGAAAUUUGGAACUCCUCCAAUCAGGGUGAUAUGUGUUGUUUCUUAUCGGAAGUUGAGCUUAUCUUACUAUUCGUUGUUGGAGUGCCUUACCCAGGACCAUAUGAAAUUCAUUUCCAACCUAGAGCCACAUGUGGUUAUUUACAUCCUGACCUCUUUAUCAGAAGGACUUAAUGCCUUGGAUAUGGAGAUCUCAUCUGCUUGCUGUGCGAGUUUGGAUUAUGUCGUCACAUACCUCUUCAAACAGCUGGCAAAAAGUAACAAAAAAUCUCUGAGAAUGAGACAGGUGGCACAAGAAGGGGAACGAUUGCUAUGCACCAUGCAGCAGAACCCUGAGAUUCUACAACAGAUGCUGUCCAUUCUAAUGAAUUGCAUUAUAUUUGAAGACUGUAGGAAUCAGUGGUCAAUGUCACGCCCACUCCUGGGACUGAUACUUCUCAAUGAUAAGUAUUUCAGUGAGUUGAGAAGAAAUUUGAUAAGCAGUCAGGACCCUGAGCAGCAGCAAACACUGAAUGCAUGUUUUGAGAAAUUAAUGGAAGGAGUGGAACAGAAUUUGCUAAUCAAGAACAGAGACAGGUUUACACAGAACAUGUCCAUUUUCAAACGUGACGUGACUGAGACUUUGCGCAUCUGUACAUCUGCCAAUACCCCUGUGGGAACCGUAGAUAUGGUGAGCUGAUUCCAAAACUGAUGGCGGAGUGAU
Messenger RNA from Rhincodon typus (whale shark), 1590 nucleotides. RefSeq names its product ran-binding protein 17-like. The coding region runs from base 1 to 1566 and encodes 521 amino acids. Gene Ontology annotation, cellular component: nuclear pore; cytoplasm. Gene Ontology annotation, molecular function: nuclear export signal receptor activity. The transcript is spliced from 15 exons. Gene Ontology annotation, biological process: protein export from nucleus. Lineage: Eukaryota; Metazoa; Chordata; Chondrichthyes; Orectolobiformes; Rhincodontidae. The record is from RefSeq and is a predicted model, not a curated record.